Molecule: messenger RNA, 1899 nt
Organism: Patella vulgata (common limpet)
Lineage: Eukaryota; Metazoa; Mollusca; Gastropoda; Patellidae
Exons: 13
Coding region: 41-1732 (563 amino acids)
Source: RefSeq, a predicted model, not a curated record
UCACCCAUCUUUCGUUACAAAAGGCUAUAAUUAUAACAAGAUGGUGCUUUUAAAAUGUUCAACUUUAUUAAUUAUUUUUUUAUAUACGUUAUUUCUUGUCGGUGUUUCUUAUUGUCAAACCGUCUCUUCAACAGAGAUUGUAAACAAUGUUAGUAACUCGUAUUGUGACGAUGGUUGGGUACAGUACAAUGUAUCCGUGUGCGUUCAAUUCCGAAAGGAGCCGGAGUACUUUUCAGAAGCAAAGGAUGCCUGUUCACGGCAAGGCGGGACACUUGUUACUCCUAAUACCAAAGAAUUUAACAUGUGGUUAGUUGAUCGAUUUUCUGGGAGUGGGUUAUUCUGGAUUGGGAUAGAGAGACUAGGCAGACGUGUGUUGAAGUUUCUGAAUAACCAACCGAUAGAGUGGUCAAACUGGGACACUUAUUACCAUCCCUAUUCAGGUGCAAGCUUCUGUGCAUAUCUUAAGAAAUCAGGAAAAUGGUCGUUUGAUCGCCAGUGUAACGUGGAACGACAAAGAGAAUUUGUUUGUCAAAAAGAUGCAGUUUGCUUUGAAGGAAAAUAUGGUAAAAACUGUGAUGAAUCAUGUCAUUGUCACGGUAAAACUUGUGAUAUCAGUGGCAUAUGUCUGUAUGGCUGUGAACGAGGCUGGACUGGUACAACCUGUAGUCAAGCCAAGAACAGAGCUGAUGCUAUAUACUAUUGUAUGAAUUCUAAAACAGAUGGAAAAUACAUGUUGUUAAGGAUAGUCCCAAGAGGAACACAUUAUGGGGAUAUCAUCGCACUUAAUAACGACGGUGAACCUGUCAAACGAUGUCGAGGUAGUACCUUCACUACGAAUCCGUUAAGUGGCGAGAGGAGUCGACGAGUUGAUGCAUAUGGCAAGAACACGUGUGGUGUUACUAAGAUAUCUUCUAAUGUUUUUGAAUGGCGAUUUUACCUACAAGAAAUGGAAGGUGUAUUAUCUGAAUUUGAUGAAGUUUUAACUCUAACUUGUGAUUUUAGUCAAGCUGAUACUCUCUCUGUACAACAACAGGGGGCAGUGGGCGGUCUUUUACAGGCUGGGACGAGGCAUGUAGAAGCAACAAAAGAAGAAAUAAGCUUAAAUAUUAUUGAUCCGUUUUCCAAAAAAAGUUUAUCAGAAGUUGUCAUAGGAACCAACGUUGUUCUUCAAGUUAUACUGAAGAAACAGACAGGUAUCUCGGCUAAAGGUAUAUCUGUGUUCGGGUGUACAGCACGAAAUUCUAAUGGAAGCUUGGUGAAAAACCUCAUUGAUUCCAAGGGAUGUCAACUUCCGUCUUCCACAGUGUUUCUACUGGAAGGUUAUGGCUUGACAGUUACAUCAGCCCCAUUUCCUAUUUUUACCUUCCCCGGAUCCCAAGUUGUCAUCUUUACCUGUAAUUAUGAAUAUUGUUUUAAUGAAGGCGAUCUCAGGUGUAUGGCGAGGUGUGCGUAUUUAAGUGAAGAUCAUAGACGUCGACGUGAAGCUAAUGGAACGUCUAGUAAUAAGUCAACGUCAGCGUCUAUUACUGUACAUCCAUGUAAACAAAGCAAGCCCACAGUUGCCGAGAACACAGUUCAUGGCGAACACGAAGCGUGGAUUUACAUACAUCCGGUCACGUGUGGUGUAUUCUUCCUUUUAUUGGUGGUUGUUUUCAGCCUCGUUGUGGUUUUGAUUCGAAAGAGUAGCACAGAUGACAUCGUGCAAACUGUUUACCAUGGGAGAACAAGGUGAUGGUAUUGAUGUUGGAUAAAAUACUGACGUAAUUCUUGAUACAUGCUGUGGUCGAAGUGAAGUCAAGAACCAUACACCCAUCAUGUACAAUCCAUAAUAACAGUACAUUAAUGUCUUGGAACAAGCGAACACAUUUAAUUUUAACAAAUAAAUUCAUGUUUGAAGUA